UUUUUUAAAUACGGAAGCAGAUUACAAGUAGGUCAAGGUCAUAUUUUCAAAUAAGUGUGAUCUUGAAACCGUUUUUGAAUUAUCCUUGGACCACGCACACCUUUAAAUAAUCACCUGGAGAAAUCCAAAAACGUGUAGGCUGUCCAUCAAAUGAUGAAAUAAAUUAAGACCUCUUAUCUUAACUAUUAGAUAACUAAUUGACGUGAGUCUGGAGAACAGCGUGAUGGACAAUAAAUCAAGAAAGUGACACACUGCAUCUUCGACAUGGACGGCUUGCUUUUGGACACGGAGCGUCUCUACUCGGAGGCCAUGCAAAUGAUCCUCGAUGAUUAUGGCAAGGAGUUUACAUUCGAUGUCAAGGAACAGAUCAUGGGCCUGCAGACUAGAGCAGCUGCUGAGUUUAUGGUCCAGCACUAUGACCUGCCCAUUCCCUGGGAAGAGUGGGCCAAGCGGCAGCAGGCUAACACCGAAAAACUGAUGCUACACUCCCAAUUGAUGCCAGGUGCUGAGCGCUUACUGCGUCACCUUCAUGCCACUAAAACGCCAUUUGCUUUGGCCACCAGCUCUGGCCUCCACAUGAUGCAGCUUAAGACCACCGAUCACCGGAGCUGUUCGGUUUAUUCAAUCAUAAAGUGUGGUUCCAGCGAUAAGGAGGUGGCAAAUGGCAAGCCUGCUCCUGAUAUAUUUCUGGUGGCAGCUGCCCGGUUCGAUGUGCCACCCGCUGCCGCUGACUGUCUGGUUUUCGAGGACUCUCCCAACGGGGUUACCGCUGGCAUGAGUGCGGGCAUGCAGGUGGUCAUGGUUCCCGAUCCGCGGAUGCCACAGGAAAAGUGUUCCCAUGCCACACAGGUGCUAAGCUCGCUCGAAAAGUUUAAGCCGGAGAUAUUCGGACUGCCUCCUUUUAAGGAAUAAUUUCGGUGUUCUUUUUGUAGUCGGGUGAUGCUAAUAAUGGAAAGUUGUGUAUCUUUCAGUUAUGGAUUUGAAUUUGUUAUUCAAAACGUACCUAAAUACACACAUGUAUUCGUAAAAAUUA
This is a messenger RNA of Drosophila serrata, 1033 nucleotides long. Its product is annotated as putative pseudouridine-5'-phosphatase. The record is from RefSeq and is a predicted model, not a curated record. Lineage: Eukaryota; Metazoa; Arthropoda; Insecta; Diptera; Drosophilidae. Gene Ontology annotation, molecular function: phosphatase activity.